Molecule: messenger RNA, 351 nt
Organism: Fusarium fujikuroi IMI 58289
Lineage: Eukaryota; Fungi; Ascomycota; Sordariomycetes; Hypocreales; Nectriaceae
Exons: 2
Coding region: 1-351 (116 amino acids)
Source: RefSeq, a predicted model, not a curated record
AUGCCUGAGUAUACCACCGAAUAUCUUCAGUAUUGGGGGAUGAGUGGAUUGCUCGCUGAUGGCACUACCAAAUACGAAGUCUCAUGUAGCUUCAGCGAACUCGCCUGGCUGGAAAGCGAGUGGGCCAGGGAUCGUUUGGAAAAGUUCGAGGAGCCACACUGGUCGAAAGAGCUUAUUGCAGAGGGCCAAUUUAUAUGCGGCUGUAUCUCCGGCACUCUUUUCAAAAUGGUACUUUGGAUCGACUGGGUUGAACGACGCUGGGACCGAAUUGUCCGUCAGGUCGAACGUCUGCUCAUGGCCCACUCGGAACGUGAAGCAAUUAUUGAAGAAGAGCUGGAAAUAUCCUCUUGA